Molecule: messenger RNA, 2658 nt
Organism: Salpingoeca rosetta
Lineage: Eukaryota; Choanoflagellata; Craspedida; Salpingoecidae
Exons: 13
Coding region: 1-2658 (885 amino acids)
Source: RefSeq, a predicted model, not a curated record
AUGGCGCAGACGUCCAUGACGCGUGAGGCCGCCGUUGAGUACGGCUACCAAUUGCUCCUUCUGCUGCAAACACCCAAGCUGAAUUUCACCGCGCAGUCGCAGCGGUACCCUUCCUCCGACUGCAACGAACCAUGCACGGGCGCUGCGACCGAGAUGUGUGGAGCAGCCAAUCGCAUGAAUAUCAUCCGGGCAAACUGUUACGGCACACCCGUUCCGACAGCGACGAAGGAGUUGCCGUUCUGCAACACGAGUCUGUCCAUCGGUGCCCGCCUCGACGACCUCAUUGGACGCCUCAGUCUUCAGGAGAUGGCCGGUCUCAUUGGCCCCGAUCCCGUCACCAGCCCAUGCGCCUUCCUUGACUACGGCGUCAAGAGGCUUGACAUCCCGCCGUAUCUGCAUCUGGUGGAGACGAACACGGCCGUUGCCUCUGCGUGCAUCACUAGCCAGGACAAGUGUGCCACCACCUUCAUUGGAUCCAACGGUCUCGGCGCAGCCGUCAACCGAGUCAUAUCCACGGAGAUGCGCGCCUUCAACAAUCUCAACUGGCACAGGGGCGGCAGCGUCUUGCAGAAGAUCGGACUUACAGGUCUCAAGCACUUUGGCGCGCACUCGGUCGAGACAACCGCGUGGCAUUCAACGGGAACAUCUCCACCUUUGACCUCUGGGACACCGAGGUAUGUAUGUGUGUGUGUGUGUGUGUGUGUGUGUUUGUAUGUAUGUGCGUGUGUGUGUGUGUGUGUGUGUGUGUCUUGUGAGGAGUACCCGCCGCUGCCGGACCGCGCCUCGUGCUUCCCCACCAGCGUGUGCGAGGAGCCCUUCAUCGAGACCAUCCCGCCCACGCUCACCACGGACCGCCUGUGCUCCUGCGACACGCUCACAUGCAACAAGCUCGUCACGCAGUUGUUUGAGGAGAUGGUGUGCGCUGACCCCACGGACGAGCAGCUCGACGUGGUGCUUGACGUGUGCUGCUCCGGCCAGGGCGAGGAUGGCAUCUGCGACACCAUUUGCCAGAUGGACGCCUACGAGGCACGCCGCUCCUGCCCAGGCUGCACAGACACGUGCGAGUGCAGCGCUGGCUUCAUCCUUGUCUACGACGCCGAUUCGGCCGACUGUCGGCCGUGCGACAGCGUGACGGAGUUCUCCCCAUCCAUUGGCGGCAGCAAGUGCGAGCCCAUUGAGGAGUGUGAGCGCGGCCAGGAGGAGGUCUCCGCGCCAACCCGCUCCUCGGACCGCGUGCGCCGCGACUGCCCGGCCGGCACCAUCGACUCGGACAGCGACGGCUCCACGGGUUGCCAGUUGUGCCCCGCUGGCCACUACACGGAGGCGGGCUCGCACGGCUCCUGCUCCAGCUUCACCUGCCGCGCAGGCACCCACCACCACCACGACAGCGACCCCACCACCACGUGCAUGGACGUCACAGAGUGCGCAUCCGGGCAUGAAGAGGUGCAGGCCAUGACGCUCCUCAUCAGCGACCGCGUCUGCGACGAGUGCACAGAGGGCACGCACAAGGCUGUCUCUGGCCAGGGCGUGCCCUGUCUCCCCGUCACCACGUGCGACGCCGGCGAGGAGGAGACAGCCGAGCCCACCCCCACGAGCGACCGCCCCGUCGACGGCCAGGCCGAGGCGUGCCGCCCCGUCACACAGUUCGGCGCGUAUGAGGAAGAGAUUCGCAAACUUACGCGCCAGCACGACCGCCUCUGCCGCAAGUGCGUCCAGGACACGCGCGUGCCCGUGUCGCGCUGCGCGGGCUCGGGUGCAUUUUCUCGCAUGGCCGCGAGCAAGUGCGAGUUUGGCACCUUCCAGAGCCAGGCACCCACGCUCGACUCUGACCGCGAGUGCGCGGCAGGAGGUGGUCGGGGCGCUGGCCACCUGAAGUUGCUGCACCCGAUUGCGCUCAUGUUGAAGGGCACCCUGGACUGCCUGAGCACCCUGCACUUCAUCCACAUUCUGCAGCUCUUCUGUGUCCUGACCACGCUCACGUUUGACCGCCAGCGCCGCCGCCGCAGGCCUCAUAGGAAGAUGCUGUCUCAGUCGAAUGAAGCGCUGAAACGCAUCGGCACCAUCGCUGCCACCACCGUCACCUGCACCUGGCUCGCUCUCGCCAGCGACAUAGGCAUCUCCGCAACCAUCUCUCCUCUCAUCUAUGUCGACAAGUGCGUUCAGCUGACAUGCACCGUUACCACUACGCCUCCACGUCCACGCCCAGCCACUGCCCAUCCAUCAUCGUGGUGUCGUUUCCUCCCACGCUCCCCAGCACCAACAGCCAUCAAGAGCGAGCACAUCUGCCGGGAUGCGUGCACGGGGAUGGUGGGCUCACCAUCGACCACCACCGCCCACGGCCGUAUGGGUUCAGGUCGCUCGCCCACCCUGGCAGGCACGUGUGGAGGGAGCCGGGACCCCAAGCGCACACGGACGGGUGCGCCCCAAACGCGGGAGACGUGCUCUAACUUGUCGCCCGAGGACACGCGCGCGCGCGAGGUGGACAAGGACACGCACGUGGUCGUCAACGAGAAGACGCUGCAGGCGCCGUUCGAGACGAAGCUGAAGCUGCUGUCGGGGAUUGCCGCCGAGUUCGCGGGCAUGAUGCGCAGCAAGACCGACGAGGAGACAAGACUGCGGAAGCACGCUGCCGGAACGCAGACCUCUUCACGUUCCUGA